UCAAUUGUUAUUUUCAGCGCACGCGCACACCUUGCGUCAAAGUCAAAUGCUAAAGCUUAUGUUAGUAUUAUGUGACAAUUGUAUCAACGUCACCCUAAUCCUUCAUAAGAAGAAAUCAAGAUCAAAAUAUACCAAAAGCAAGAAAUAAAGAAAAACAGGAUAAGAAAGGAAGGAACAAAUCUCGAAACAGCAGCAUCUACUCAGCGCAAUGGGCGCGUGCACAUCUUCUCCCUCCGCCAAAACGACAAUCACAACCGCAUGGAUGAAGAAUGGCGGUGACGGUGCACAUGCGUCGGAAUCAUUCCGAAGACCUUCGUCGAUCAUGGUGAUGGACCUAUCGGGUCGAAUAAAGGAGUUCAAGCAACCGGUCCCGGCGAAAACCGUGCUCAACGAUAACCCUCAUUGCUACCUCUGCAACUCCGAGUCGGUGCACAUCGGCACAUGCAUGCCACGCGUCUCCGACGAGGAGGAGCUUCUUCCUGGCCGAAUCUACUUCCUCGUCCCCCUCUCACAUUCUGAUUCCCCCUUGUCCCUCACUCUCCUCUGCGAUCUUGCAGUUAAAGCCGGUUCCGCACUUUCAAACCCCAAAAAUAACCACACUGGCACAAACAGAGCUUCCGUUACGCGGCGCCGUUAGACUCCGUGUAAGUUAAAAAUUGUUUUGGUUUUUUAGGUUUGAUUUGUGAUUCAAUCGAUUUACUUGAGUGGGACCUUGUAAGAGAAUAAGAAUGCGUGAUUGAAUUUGUACGAGUAAGGGCCCAAAUGAGAGUGAUUGGUUGUGAAAGAAGAGAUUGUGAAUUGGUGUGGUUGCCCCCACAGGAAUGAUGAAAUGCAGCAUCUGCAAAAUUCCCUUCCUUUCUUACAAUUCUCCAUUUAUGUUUAUUUGUAAUUGCACCCAUUCGGUUCAAAACAUGUGCUGUCUAGUAUUCUAACAUGUUCUACCUGAAUCAGGGUUCCUGGUUUUGGAAUUGGGUGAAUUUUUUGUUUCUUUCUUCCAAA
Vigna unguiculata (cowpea) is the source of this 999-nucleotide messenger RNA. RefSeq lists its product as uncharacterized. The record is from RefSeq and is a predicted model, not a curated record. NCBI's taxonomy places the organism in Eukaryota, Viridiplantae, Streptophyta, Magnoliopsida, Fabales, Fabaceae.